AUGUCUGAAGGACGCCACGGCUCGGUAGCAGCGGAAGAAGAGGAGCGCAUGCGUGUGAAGCUCCCGAAGAAAUUGAUCAUAUGCUGCGAUGGAACAUGGAUGGACAGCGAUAAUGGCUGGGUGCCAGGCAAAUGGGGUCAACCAGGUCAUCUCCAGAACCCAACCAAUGUGACUAGACUAGCCCGUGCCAUUAAAUCAGAGGACGACCAUCACCAUCCGCAAAUUGUCUACUAUCAAGCCGGGAUCGGAACUGGUCUCGGUCUCUACAACCAUAUCGUCGGUGGCGGGACGGGUCUUGGUCUGGCUGAGAACGUUCGGGAAGCCUAUGCCUUUCUAGCUAACAACUAUUCUGAGCACGACGGCCUCGUUCCGAACGACAGCAUCUUCUUGGCCGGCUUCUCACGAGGAGCAUACACCGCACGAACACUCGGUGGGUUCAUUUGUGCCAUGGGUGUGCUGAAAAAGGAAGCCAUGUCACAUUUCUACGAAUGCUUCGAGGAUUGGGAGCAUGCCGGUGAUCCACAUUACAAGCCACUGUUUUUUGACAACUACAUUCGCCACCAUAAAGACAGGCAGACUGCGGUCGACAAAGUGAAGCCGGACCCCAAGAUGUCUCGAAGCAAGGAUCACACCAUCCGCGACAAGUACAUAGACGACUACUUCCGCGCCCUGCUAGCCCUCGGCCUCUCCCAAAAAGUCACCAUCAAAGCCAUCGGAGUCUGGGACACGGUUGGCGCACUCGGCAUCCCCGUCAACCCCCUCCUCCAUCGCAUCCUCCCCGUCCUCCCCUCCUUCUUCCGCACCUACCGCUUCUUCGACACCAAACUCCACAACUCGAUCAACAACGCCUACCACGCCCUCGCUCUCGACGAACGCCGCUUCCCCUACUCCCCAGCAAUCUGGGAACGCCAACCCGAAUGCACCACCAAUCUCGAACAAGUCUGGUUCCCCGGCGCCCACAGCAACAUCGGGGGCUCCUACGCCGAUCCAGGCAUAGCCGACAUCACCCUAGCCUGGAUGAUGGACCGGCUGUCAGGAAACAUGCUCGAGGAUCGCUCGAAAUUCGAGUUUCACGAUUGGAUCCAAUUCGACGACAACUAUCUCGACCACUGGUACGGCUGUCUCCACUCCUGGCUCACCGACCACCCGGACGAAGCUCUAGCGCAUCAAGGCUGGGCCCGCGGCACCCUCUACGACAGCAACACCUUUCCGCAAUCCCUGGCGGGCGCCCGCACCCGCUCCCCGGGUAAAUACCACGGCACCUUCUACGAAACCGGGAACACCGACUUCCAGCAUGUCCUAGCCGACACACAAGAACACAUCCACUCCUGCGUACGCGCGCGCCUGGAUCUCGGCGGCUUGGCGCCAGAACCGGAUUGGUCUUCCGUCUUCCCGCACGGUCUGAACCUCACUCCUCUCCUGUCCCACUUCUGGCGUCUCCUCCGUGGGGGGAAAGAACCGCUUUACCUCCCCCAGAAACGCCACGGUCCGCUGGAGGAAUGGGUCUUACACGAUAACCACGCCUACCACGACGAGGUUCACGGACCUAACAACAAGAUCUCGAUGGACUCUGGUGGGCUCGAGCAUGUCCAAUGGGAGUAUAUGGGGAAGGAGAAAGUGGCGCGGAAGGUCUUGCCAGAGGCGAGGUUGGGGCGGUUUGAGGUGAGGUUGUUGAGGCAUGAUGAGCAGAUUGCCAGGGGGAUGGAGUUUUCGAAUAAUGGAUGGAGGUGGGCUGAGAGGUUUGUGAAUCCGAGUAGGCAUGGAAGGACGAUGCCGGUGUGA
Messenger RNA from Recurvomyces mirabilis, 1782 nucleotides. RefSeq lists its product as uncharacterized. The transcript has 2 exons. Bases 1 to 1782 code for a protein of 593 amino acids. Lineage: Eukaryota; Fungi; Ascomycota; Dothideomycetes; Mycosphaerellales; Teratosphaeriaceae. The record is from RefSeq and is a predicted model, not a curated record.